CUGCCGCGUGCCCCGCGCCCCCGCGCCCGUACCCGCACUCGGCACCGUCGCCCGAGGGUGCCGCCCCCUCCCUGCACGGUUUGGUGUGCCCUGCUGCCGCCAGGCUCGAUCUGUGCUGCAGGAACCCGCACCGCUGCUAGUUGAAGCUGCCGCCAAAGUUGCCGCCGCCGCCGCCGCCGCCGUGUCCCCUGUCCCCGGUCCGCUUCCGGUCAGCGCCUGGUCCCCCGUGGCCGUGGGCUUCCUGGCGGCGUCGUGGCUGGGGCCCGCGCCGGCCGUGCUCGUGCUCUGUGGCAGCCGCCCCUCGGUACUCAGGCUGUCAUCUCCUGGGUUCCCUGGCACCUCCUCCCGUCGUCCCCCGUCGCACAGGUUGUCGCCUCCUUGAGUGUCAGCGCGUACGCCAGUCAUAUCCACGCCUUCUCCGAGGUGUCACCGGUGCCAGGGGUCCCUCAUCUCCCGGCAGUGGUGUUCUGCUGGUGAUGUGUGCCCGUCCUGUCACCGAGACGUCCGGAGCAUGAGCACUUUGCGGCCAGGCCCGCCCUGACCUCCCCUCCACUGACCCCUUGGGGGUGCGAGGCUUCCCCGGUGAAGAGGAGCUUUUCCCGGGGCCCCGCAGGGGCAGGCACCUGUGUAAUGUCCCUGGCCUCAGGGUAGAGCAGCUGAGCCACGAGAGUAUGAGGAGAGCGCGUCCAUAGGGCAGGGAAGAUGGCAGACAAGCGCAAACUCCAAGGUGAGAUUGAUCGCUGCCUGAAGAAGGUGUCUGAGGGUGUGGAGCAGUUUGAAGACAUUUGGCAGAAGCUCCACAAUGCAGCCAAUGCGAACCAGAAAGAAAAGUAUGAGGCCGACCUAAAGAAGGAGAUUAAGAAGCUACAACGGCUGAGGGACCAGAUCAAGACAUGGGUGGCCUCCAACGAGAUCAAGGACAAGCGGCAGUUGAUUGACAACCGCAAGCUCAUUGAGACGCAAAUGGAGCGGUUCAAGGUUGUGGAGCGAGAGACCAAAACCAAGGCGUACAGCAAGGAGGGUCUGGGCCUGGCCCAGAAGGUGGACCCUGCCCAGAAGGAGAAAGAGGAAGUCGGCCAGUGGCUCACAAACACCAUCGACACCCUAAACAUGCAGGUGGACCAGUUUGAGAGUGAGGUGGAGUCCCUGUCGGUGCAGACACGCAAGAAGAAGGGUGACAAGGAUCAGAAGCAGGACCGGAUCGAGGGCUUGAAGAGGCACAUUGAGAAGCACCGCUACCACGUGCGCAUGCUGGAGACCAUCCUGCGCAUGCUGGACAAUGACUCUAUCCUGGUGGAUGCCAUCCGCAAAAUCAAGGAUGACGUGGAGUACUACGUCGACUCGUCCCAGGACCCCGACUUCGAGGAGAACGAGUUCCUCUACGAUGACCUGGACCUCGAGGACAUUCCACAGGCGCUGGUCGCCACCUCCCCACCAAGCCACAGCCACAUGGAGGACGAGAUCUUCAAUCAGUCCAGCAGCACGCCCACCUCCACUACGUCCAGCUCACCCAUCCCACCAAGCCCGGCCAACUGCACAACGGAGAACUCGGAGGACGAUAAGAAGAGGGGACGCUCCACAGACAGUGAAGUCAGCCAGUCACCAGCCAAAAAUGGCUCCAAGCCUGUCCACAGCAGCCAGCACCCCCAGUCCCCAGCCGUGCCACCCACGUACCCUUCGGGGCCCCUGCCUGCCACCUCUGCCUUGAGCACCACCACUGGCAACAAUGGGGCCCCUGCUUCCACAGCAACACCAAGUGCCCUGGGCCCCAAGGCCAGCCCAGCUCCUGGCCACAGUUCAGGCACCCCGGCCCCAUAUGCUCAGGCUGUGGCCCCACCUGCCGCCAGCGGACCCAGCACUGCCCAGCCCCGGCCCCCCAGCACCCAGCCGGGUGGUGGGAGUGGCGGGGGCGCCGGAGGGAGCGGCAGCAGCAGUGGCAGCGGCGGGGGUGGUGGGGCCGGCAAGCAGAACGGCGCCACUAGUUACAGUUCUGUUGUGGCAGAUAGCCCCGCAGAGGUGGCCCUAAGCAGCAGCUCGGGCAGCAGCACCAGCAGCCAGGCCCUGGGCCCCUCCUCAGGCCCGCACAACCCACCUCCCAGCACCACGAAGGAGCCCAGUGCAGCUGCCCCGACGGGGGCUGGGGGUGUGGCCCCCGGCUCAGGGAACAACUCUGGGGGUCCCAGCCUCCUGGUGCCACUGCCUGUGAACCCCCCCAGCUCUCCAACACCCAGCUUCAGUGAGGGCAAGGCGGCUGGGGCCCUGCUCAAUGGGCCCCCGCAGUUCAGCAGUGCCCCAGAGAUCAAGGCCCCUGAGCCCCUGAGCUCCCUAAAGUCCAUGGCUGAGCGUGCAGCCAUCAGUUCAGGCAUUGAGGACCCUGUGCCAACGCUCCACCUGACUGAUCGAGACAUCAUCCUGAGCAGCACCUCGGCGCCCCCUGCCUCGACGCAGCCGCCCCUGCAGCUGUCGGAGGUGAACAUCCCGCUGUCGCUGGGUGUGUGCCCGCUGGGCCCGGUGCCCCUCACCAAGGAGCAGCUCUACCAACAGGCCAUGGAGGAGGCCGCCUGGCACCACAUGCCCCACCCCUCCGACUCGGAGCGCAUACGGCAGUACCUGCCCCGGAACCCCUGCCCGACGCCCCCCUACCACCACCAGAUGCCGCCCCCGCACUCGGACACUGUGGAGUUCUACCAGCGCCUGUCCACCGAGACGCUCUUCUUUAUCUUCUACUAUCUGGAGGGCACUAAGGCGCAGUAUCUGGCGGCCAAGGCCCUGAAGAAGCAGUCCUGGCGGUUCCACACCAAGUACAUGAUGUGGUUCCAAAGGCAUGAGGAACCCAAGACCAUCACCGACGAGUUCGAGCAGGGCACCUACAUCUACUUUGACUAUGAGAAGUGGGGCCAGCGGAAGAAGGAGGGCUUCACCUUCGAGUACCGCUACCUGGAGGACCGGGACCUCCAGUGACCCUGGCCUCCCCUACGCUCCCCGCAUGCUGAUACCCCUGCCCCGAGCCUGUGGCCCAGGCCUCCGCCUUCACCCCUCCCCAGGACGCAGGGAGGAGCCGGGAGGUCCUCCCAGCCCCACCUUGGGGCCCGGGGCGAGGGCUGCCCCUUCCCCUCCCCAGUGAGGGACUUUUUUGGUAAACCUAUUUUCAUUUUGGAAAAUAUUUAUGAAUAAAUAGUUUUAUAUGA
Molecule: messenger RNA, 3188 nt
Organism: Cavia porcellus (domestic guinea pig)
Lineage: Eukaryota; Metazoa; Chordata; Mammalia; Rodentia; Caviidae
Gene: Cnot3
Product: CCR4-NOT transcription complex subunit 3
Exons: 18
Coding region: 703-2961 (752 amino acids)
Biological process (GO): regulation of DNA-templated transcription; regulation of stem cell population maintenance; nuclear-transcribed mRNA poly(A) tail shortening
Cellular component (GO): nucleus; CCR4-NOT core complex; P-body
Source: RefSeq, a predicted model, not a curated record